UGGAUGAUGAGAACUCCGGUGAAUCUCCUCUGAUCUCCAUAUGGGGAGAAUAUACAGACUCUCAGGAACGUUCUUUCCCGGUUCUGAUGGACUCAAAGGUUCCCUGGUCAGAUGAAGAGACGCUCCAUCUGCUUGACAUCUGGGGGAAGGAUUCGGUGCAGCGAGCCUUGAAGGGCUGCUUAAAAAACCGCCACAUAUUCACUCAAAUCGCGCAGAAGAUGUCCGAGAGGGGCUACAUGAGAACUGUGGAGCAGUGCCAGACGAGGAUCAAACGACUCAAGAAAUGCUUCCGCCAGAGCCUUAAAGGGAACUCAAGGCCAGACCAUAAAUUUUAUUCAAAGCUUGAGCAGAUCAUCGGCUCUUCAUCUGCCUCGUCUGUUCCUGAGAUAACCUAUGAUGUUGAGGAAGUCAUUGAAGAUGACGAGACCCAAGACGGGGAAGAAGACUUGCAGUUUAUUGGACACUCUGGCCAGCUGGAAAUUGGAACUCGAAGUGUUCCUUGGACAGACAUGGAGACUUUAGCCCUCAUCAACAUAUGGAGCGCUGACAAAAUGCAGCAGGAGCUGAGAGGGAACCGAACCGGACACAUUUUCUCCAUCAUAUCCAGCAAGAUGGCCGCCCUGGGCUUUUCCCGCACGCCGGAGCAAUGCCAGACUAGGCUGAAAAGACUCAAAUCCAGCUUCAGGCAGUGCUACCAAAACAAUUUGAAAGGACAUGAGCAAGUUCAGUGCAAGUUUUACAAUGAGCUUGGAAGGAUUUUAGUAAAGGACUUCCAGUCGGUGAUGCUGCUGGAUGACAUGUCAAUGAAGGAUGACGACAGCGAUUUUCUUUCCUACAGUCACCAUAACAUGGAGUCUGCUGUGGGAGUUCAGGAAGACCGGAAGAAAGUACCGUGGUCCGACAAAGAGACCAUCAUCCUCCUGGAGGUUUGGGGUGACCCACAGAUGCAGCAGUGUCUGAGGCGCUACCCGCACAACGGACACAUCUUCACAGAGGUAUCGGAGAAGCUCAACGCCAACGGUUACUCCCGCACCCCGGAGCAGUGCCACACCAGGAUCAAACGACUGAAAGCCGCCUAUCGCCAAUGUAAAGAAAACAUGAGCUCAUCUGGGACGGACCGAGUCGACUUUAAAUUCUAUGAUCUGCUGGAACAGAUUCUGGAAAAGCAACCGUCGACAUCAUCCACCAUAGUACCAGAUUCUAUUGAAAUAUCAGAAGACUCCAAUGAAGAAUCGGGAACAGAGAGAGAUGGAGAGACCCAGGGGGCAUCAGCAGAAAAACCAGCUUCCAACACAUGGUCAGACGAGGAGACCCUGGCACUUAUCGAGAUCUGGGGUGACGAGGACAUCCAGCGGGCUCUGAGGGGCUUCAUCCACAAUGGGCACGUUUACUCUGAGAUCUCAGAAAGGAUGCACGACCUCGGCUUCUCUAGAACCUCAGAGCAGUGCCGCUCCAAAGUCAAGUCUCUGAGGAUCAACUUUCGGCAGUGCUACGACAGAAAGAAGAGUGGAAGAAAAAUAGACUACAAGUUCUACCACCAGCUGGAGCAAAUCCUGGGACAGGAGGCCAUGACGAUCGAUGAGUAUGAUGACCGGGAUGAGCAAGCUGACAUGGAUCCAGGUGUGGCAGAUGAACAGAUGAAGACGUCGUGGUCGGAGGAAGAGACGGUCGCUCUGGUGGAGGUGUGGGCCGCUGAUGACGUGCAGCACAGCCUGAAGACCUACAUGCGUAAUGGGCACGUGUAUGCAGACAUAUCCGAGAAGCUGGCCUCCCUCGGCUACCUGAGGACGGCGGAGCAGUGCCAGCUAAGGAUCAAAAGGCUGAAGAAGACCUAUAGGCGUUACUGCAACAGCCGGAGGAAUGGAGGGCGGCCGGCAGUGUUUCGAUACUUCAACCUUCUAGCUCCGGUGCUUGGCGAUGAUUUGGCAUUUGCAGAUGUAGACGGUUCUGCAGUCGAUGCUACCUUAGAGACCCUAAUGAACCAUGAUCCUGUAAUGUAUGAGCAGCCCUCGACCAGCCAACUCCUGACCGACAUGAGCAGAAAGACGCCCUGGUCGGACCUGGAGACUCGCACCCUGCUGGAGAUCUGGGGGGAAGAAAACGUCCAGCUCACCCUGAGGGGCUGCCUGAAGAACCGGCACGUGUUUGAGUACAUCUCGGAGAAAAUGGGCAACCACGGCUUUGUGAGGACCACGGAGCAGUGCUACACGCGCAUCAAACGCCUCAAAUACGGCUUCGUCCACGAAAAGGAAGAAUUCAAAUUCUUCAAUGAAAUGGACAAGAUCUUUAGGAAGGACCUGAACAUGGACGACUCUGUUGUCAACCCGUUCAUUGUAGAUGAAGCAGAUGACUUUGCACCUGAAGUGCACCAAAUGAAAGUAGCCUCAGGUAAUCACUGGCUGGCCGACAGCUCCAAGAUGGCCUGGGGGGACGGAGAGACUGAGGCCCUGCUGGAAAUUUGGGGGAGCGCUGAGAUCCAGGAGAACCUGAAGGGCGGCAACAAGAACAAAAGCAUCUAUAAGCAGAUCUCUCAGGCCAUGACCAGCCAGGGCUACCUGCGCUCUCCUGAACAGUGUCAGUCCAGAGUAAAGAGGCUGAGGGCCAACUUCAGACAGUUCCUGGAGGGACGACAAGGGGAUAAACAGGAGUGCAAGUUUUUUGAGCAGUUGGUGCAGAUAUUCGGCACCAAGUAUGUGAUGAACUCUGAUUCGCUGACUGAUGAUACACCUGAAGUCAUAGAGUCAUAAAAUCCUUCCUCUUCAUGAUGGUGAUGAUGAUGCAGCAGCUGCAGAUGAACCUGGGUCAUCCAGAUGAACUGAGACACUAAGGCUAAAAUAUUUACUGCUACCACAGAAAAGCUCCCUGUACAUAAUUUAAAUACUUGACAUUCUUUAAAGAUACAGACCUUGUUCAGGCUGAAAUCGUGUGUGUGUGUGUCCCUCCUCUUGAAUAUCUUGUAAUAAAUAAAAACCAGAGCCAUGGCACGAGGCGCUCAGGACUCUAGGGAAGCCGGACGGAGAGCUCCUCCACGAGAACAUGUUUUUGUAGUGAUUAAUUUUUACUUGAACCUAAAGAGACUGAAACGAAGCACAUGUGGGUUAAAGACACAAAGCAGCUCUUACUGUUGCCACAGACUUGCUUUUUCAUCUCAAUUCCUGUCUUACUUCCUCUGCACAUGUUUAUAGUUUGAAAUCCACAAGCUUAGAAUGAAAAACCUCCAAGUCUCUUAUUCUGUACUCAGUGUGAGUUAACUUUGUCCAUAAUUUUAUUUAUUUAACGUAUAUAUGUAUUUUAUAGUUUUACAGUUUGUGUCGCCAAACCUUAUUGCAGUACAUUUGUGCCACAAAACGUGUCCGUUGUUCAUAUUCAUUAAAAACAAUGAAUUGCC
Messenger RNA from Girardinichthys multiradiatus, 3388 nucleotides. RefSeq lists its product as uncharacterized. Gene Ontology annotation, cellular component: shelterin complex. The coding region runs from base 87 to 2747 and encodes 886 amino acids. The record is from RefSeq and is a predicted model, not a curated record. Gene Ontology annotation, biological process: regulation of telomere maintenance via telomere lengthening; telomere capping. Lineage: Eukaryota; Metazoa; Chordata; Actinopteri; Cyprinodontiformes; Goodeidae. The transcript has 17 exons. Gene Ontology annotation, molecular function: telomeric repeat DNA binding.